GCUGAACUCACUGGCAUCAAAUGGCGUAGGUACAAUUUUGAAGGUCAUGGGGACUGUGGCCCAAUCAUUUCAGCCCCAGCACAGGAUGAUCCCAUUCUGCUCAGCUUCAUCCGCUGCCUUCAGGCCAACCUGCUGUGCGUGUGGCGCCGCGACGUCAAACCGGAUUGUAAGGAGCUCUGGAUAUUCUGGUGGGGAGAUGAGCCCAACCUGGUGGAUGUGAUACAUCGGGAGCUGCACAUGGUGGAAGAAGGACUGUGGGAGAAUGGACUUUCCUAUGAGUGUAGGACCCUGCUCUUCAAAGCAAUUCAUAACCUUCUGGAGAGAUGCCUGAUGGAUAAAAACUUCGUGAGAAUUGGAAAGUGGUUCAUAAGACCCUAUGACAAGGAUGAGAAGCCUGUUAAUAAAAGUGAACACUUGUCGUGUGCCUUCACAUUCUUCCUGCACGGGGAAAGCAAUGUGUGCACGAGUGUGGAGAUCGCUCAGCACCAGCCCAUCUACCUGAUCAACGAGGAGCACAUCCAGAUGGCCCAGUCCUCUCCCUCACCCUUCCAAGUGCUGGUGAGCCCCUAUGGGCUGAACGGGACCCUGACGGGGCAGUCGUACAAGAUGUCAGACCCAGCGACUCGCAAGCUGAUGGAGGAGUGGCAGUACUUCUACCCCAUGGUGCUGAAGAAAAAAGAAGGCAUGAAAGAGGAAGAGGAGUUGGGAUAUGACAACGAUUUCCCUGUGGCAGUCGAAGUCAUUGUUGGUGGUGUGAGGAUGGUGUAUCCUUCAGCCUUUGUUCUCAUCUCCCAGAGUGACAUCCCUGUGUCACAGAACACUGCCAGUGCUGGAGGCCAUAUAAAUGUGGGACAGCAGGGGCUUGGAAGCGUGAAGGAUCCUGCCAGUACCUGUGGGAUGCCACUCACUCCCCCCACUUCUCCAGAGCAGGCUGUUAUGGGAGAGAGUGGAUGCUCUCAGAGCAGUAUCAGCCAUUCAGCUGUGCAGGAGGGAACAGUCAGUGUCCACAGUCCAAAGAAAUCAAGCAAGAUUACUCCAAAAUUUCACAAUCGUAUGGUUCACCGUGUGUGGAAGGAAUGCAUUCUCAACAGGUCACAGGCCAAGAGGAAUCAAAUUACAACUGCAAAUUUGGAAGAGGAAGUUCCUAACAAUACUGUUUCGUGGGAUUUUGUGGAUCCAGUCCAAAGAGUCAGUUGUUCUUGUUCCAGGCACAAGGUGUUGAAGCAGCGCUGUGCCGCUGGCUCCAGCCGUCCCCCAACGAUAAACCAGCCUGGAUUCAGCGUGGGAGCAGCAGCAUCCUCGGCAUUGCCCCCUCCUGCCUCCUCAAAGCACAAAACAACAGAGAGACAGGAAAAAGGAGAGAAACUGCAGAAAAGGCCCAUGAUGCCAUUUCACCAUCGGCCCUCUGUGACUGAAGAGCUAUGCAUGGAGCAGGACACGUCAGGGCAGAAACUGGGAUUAGCCGGGAUGGAGCCUGCUUUGGAGGUCUCGAAUUCCAGAAAAUAUGAGAAGCCUCUAUCUCUACCUGCUAGAAAUCCAAGCAAGCAAAUUAAUAUGAAUCCUAUGGAUUCACCCCAUUCCCCUACUUCCCCUCUGCCUCCCACUCUGAGCCCCCAGCCCAGAGGGCAGGAAGCAGAGAACAUGGACCCACCUUCCGUACCGGUAAACCCAGCACUCUAUGGCAGUGGGCUGGAGCUCCAGCCACUGCCCAGCUUAGAUGACAGGACAGUCCUUGUUGGACAGAGGUUACCUCUGAUGGCAGAGGUCAGUGAGACAGCAUUAUACUGUGGCAUAAUUCAGAACAAUGAGUCCGUGGACAUGUGGAGGACCUACAGUGUCCCAUCGAGUGACGACCCGGAGUUCAGGCCGCCGGAGCUGCCGUGCGAGAGGUAUGAUGCCAAGAUGGAAGUAAACCCGGACAGCACCGCAUUGAAAAGGCUCUUGGCACAACCUAAUAAACGGUUUAAAAUUUUGGAAGAGCAGAAAGCAGUGCAGCCCCUGAGCUAUCUUGACCCUUUGCCUCUACUACAACAACCUGGAGAAGGCUGGGGAGACACUAGUGAUCCUUACACCUUCGAAGAUGGUGAUAUCAAGUACAGCUUCACUGUCAAUAAAAAAUGCAAACUUGGGGCUGAGAAAGAUCCUUUGAAAAAGACCAAGUCAGAAGAUGGAAUUGGUCCCAAGGAAAUCCCCACAACAGGACACUCUACUCCAGUUCCUGAUGGAAAAGAUGCCAUGUCCAUUUUCAGUUCUGCUCCUAAGACUGAUACCAGGCAAGACAACGCUGCAGGCCGAGGUGGCUCUGGGAGCCUCACCCAGGUGACAGAUCUGGCUCCAUCCCUUCACGACCUAGAUAACAUCUUUGACAAUUCAGAUGAAGAUGAGCUUGGAGCUGUGUCUCCUGCUCUUCGGUCAUCCAAGCUGCCUGCAGCAGGAUCUGAGGAGAGGCUUGUGGGGAAGGAUGGCAGGACAGCAGUUCCUUACCCACCCACUGGGGCAGAUCUCCAGAGGAUGUUCCCAACACCACCUUCUUUAGAACAACACCCUGCCUUCUCCCCAGUAAUGAGUUACAAAGAUGGGAUAAGCUCAGAGACUGUGACUACCUUGGGAAUGAUGGAGAGUCCUAUGGUCAACAUGGUUCCAACACAGCUUGCUGAGUUUAAAAUGGAGGUGGAAGAUGGAUUAGGUAGCCCAAAACCUGAAGAAAUUAAGGAUUUCUCGUAUGUGCACAAAGUUCCAUCAUUUCAACCAUUCGUGGGCUCCUCCCUGUUUGCUCCGCUGAAGAUCCUGCCCAGCCAGUGCCUCCUACCUCUGAAGAUACCUGAUGCCUGCAUCUUCAGGCCUUCUUGGGCUGUUCCUCCUAAAAUUGAACAACUUCCUCUGCCACCUGCAGCCACUUUCAUCAGAGAUGGCUACAACAAUGUGCCUAGUGUUGGGAGUUUGGCCGACCAGGAUUACCUGCAGAUGAACACCCCUCAGAUGAGUACCCCAGUGACGCUGAACAGCGCCGCUCCGGCCAGCAACAGCGGGGCGGGAGUGCUGCCGUCCCCGGCCACCCCGCGCUUCUCCGUCCCCACCCCGCGCACGCCCAGGACCCCCAGGACUCCCCGAGGAGGGGGCACCGCCAGCGGCCAAGGCUCCGUCAAGUAUGACAGCACAGAUCAGGGGUCACCUGCCUCCACCCCUUCCACCACGCGGCCGCUGAACUCCGUGGAGCCGGGCACGGUGCAGCCCAUCCCGGAAGCUCACAGCCUCUACGUCACCCUGAUUCUCUCCGACUCCGUGCUCAACAUCUUCAAGGACCGUAACUUCGACAGCUGCUGCAUCUGCGCCUGCAACAUGAACAUCAAGGGUGCUGAUGUGGGGUUGUACAUCCCGGAUUCAUCCAACGAGGAUCAGUAUCGCUGCACCUGUGGCUUCAGCGCCAUCAUGAACCGCAAGUUAGGCUACAACUCCGGGCUCUUCAUCGAGGAUGAGCUGGAUAUCUUCGGCAAGACCUCAGACAUCGGCCAAGCCGCGGAAAGGCGACUCAUGAUCUGUCAGAGCAACUUGAUCUCACAGAUGGGAGAGGGAGCUCGAAGGAGCCAAGAGCCUCCAAUGAGCCUCCUCCUCCUCCUGCAGAACCAGCACACCCAACCUUUCACAUCCCUGAGCUGCCUGGAUUACAUGUCCUCCAACAACCGCCAGACGCUCCCGUGCGCGAACUGGAGUUACGACCGGCUGCAGGCAGACAGCAACGACUCCUGGGUGGAAUGCUUCAACGCCCUGGAGCAGGGCAGGCAGUAUGUGGACAACCCCACGGGGGGAAAGGUGGACGAAGCCCUUGUGAGAAGUGCCACUGUCCAUUCUUGGCCUCACAGCAAUGUGUUGGACAUCAGCAUGCUCUCCUCCCAGGACGUGGUGCGCAUGCUGCUCUCGCUCCAGCCCUUUCUCCAGGAUGCCAUCCAGAAGAAACGGACAGGAAGGACCUGGGAGAACAUCCAGCACGUGCAGGGACCACUCACCUGGCAACAAUUCCAUAAGAUGGCAGGACGGGGAACCUAUGGCUCUGAGGAAUCUCCUGAGCCUCUUCCAAUCCCGACGUUGCUCGUGGGCUAUGACAAGGACUUCCUGACAAUCUCUCCGUUCUCCUUGCCCUUCUGGGAGAGGCUCUUGCUAGACCCAUACGGGGGCCAUCGGGAUGUUGCCUAUAUCGUGGUGUGUCCGGAAAAUGAGGCCUUGCUCGACGGAGCCAAAACUUUCUUCAGGGACUUGAGUGCUGUAUACGAGAUGUGUAGGCUUGGCCAGCACAAACCCAUCUGCAAAGUGCUCCGUGACGGGAUCAUGCGGGUGGGCAAGACUGUGGCCCAGAAGCUGACGGAUGAGCUGGUGAGCGAGUGGUUUUCCCAGCCCUGGGGCUCCGAGGAGUGCGACAAUCAUUCCAGGCUCAAGCUGUACGCGCAGGUUUGCCGGCAUCACCUAGCACCUUACUUAGCCACUCUGCAGCUGGACAGCAGCCUGUUGCUGCCCCCCAAGUACCAAACUCCUGCGCCAGCAAGCCAGUCACAGCCAGCUCCUGGGAACACUGGACCUGCACCCUCCAACCCCACGUGUCUCUCGGCUGCUGGGGCCCCACCAACAGGCAGUUCCUUCAGCUCCACACCCAGUGGUGGGACCACAAGCCUUCCAGCAGGGAGUACUUCAUCCUCUGGGUCCUCCGUGCCACAGCUGUCAGCAUCCUCUGCAACCCCCAGCGCUAACCAGAUGACCACCUCCUCCACUCCAGGGUUUAGUGGGAAUGUUGGUUCAGGGCAGAACAGCAGCACUGGGGGAAGCACAGCAGAGCGUUCCCAGGGCAGCACAGCUCCUGGGGGAGACACGGAGUCAGGGCAGAGCUUACCACAGCAGCAGCAAGAGGGACAGGAAGGUGUCACGGAGCGGGAGCGGAUCGGGAUCCCCACGGAGCCAGAGUCUGCCGACAGCAAUGCCUAUCCCCCAGCAGUGGUCAUCUACAUGGUGGACCCUUUCACCUACACUGCAGAUGAGGAAUCUGCCUCAACCAACUUCUGGCUCUUGAGUUUGAUGAGAUGCUACACAGAAAUGUUGGAUAACUUGCCUGAGAAUAUGAGGAAUUCUUUCAUUCUCCAGAUUGUGCCUUGCCAGUACAUGCUGCAGACAAUGAAGGAUGAACAGGUUUUCUACAUUCAGCACUUGAAGUCUUUGGCAUUCUCGGUGUACUGCCAGUGCAGGAGGCCACUGCCCACACAGAUCCACAUCAAGUCUCUCACAGGCUUUGGGCCAGCUGCCAGCAUUGAGAUGACCCUCAAAAAUCCUGAGAGGCCCAGCCCAAUCCAGCUGUACUCACCUCCUUUCAUCCUGGCACCCAUCAAAGACAAACAGACAGAGCUGGGAGAAACCUUUGGAGAGGCCAGUCAGAAGUACAACGUGCUGUUUGUGGGGUACUGCCUGUCCCACGACCAGCGCUGGCUCCUGGCGUCCUGCACGGACCUGCACGGGGAACUGCUGGAGACCUGCAUCGUCAACAUCGACCUGCCCAACAGGUCAAGGAGGAGCAAGUUGUCUGCCCGUAAAAUUGGUCUGCAGAAGCUCUGGGAAUGGUGCAUUGGCAUUGUACAGAUGACAUCACUGCCUUGGAGAGUCGUGAUCGGGCGGCUGGGCCGGCUGGGCCACGGGGAGCUGAAAGACUGGAGUAUCCUCCUUGGGGAGUGUUCCCUGCAGACAAUCAGCAAACAGCUAAAGGAGGUGUGCCGCAUGUGUGGCAUCUCAGCAGCAGACUCCCCCUCCAUCCUCAGUGCCUGCCUAGUUGCCAUGGAGCCACAGGGAUCAUUCGUGGUGAUGCCAGAUGCUGUCACGAUGGGCUCGGUGUUUGGCCGGAGCACUGCGCUGAACCUGCAGUCAUCUCAGCUCAACACCCCUCAGGAUGCCUCCUGUACACACAUCCUGGUUUUCCCAACCUCUGCUACUAUCCAGGUGGCACCAGCAAAUUACCCCAAUGAGGAUGGGUUCAGCCCUACCAACGAUGACAUGUUCGACCUCCCGUUCCCAGAUGACAUGGACAAUGACAUCAGAAUUUUGAUAACAGGGAAUCUUCACUCUUCACCAAAUUCCUCCCCAGUUCCUUCCCCUGGAUCACCAUCUGGCAUUGGAGUGGGAUCUCACUACCAUCACAGCAGGAGCCAAGGGGAACGUCUUCUCUCCAGAGAAGCCCCUGAAGAGCUGAAGCAGCAGCCUCUUGCUCUUGGAUACUUCGUGUCGACUGCCAAAGCUGAGAAUCUUCCACAGUGGUUCUGGUCAUCCUGUCCUCAGGCACAGAACCAGUGUCCCCUCUUCCUGAAGGCCUCACUCCAUCACCACAUCUCUGUAGCGCAGACGGACGAGCUUCUACCUGCCAGAAAUUCUCAGCGAGUUCCUCAUCCCCUUGACUCUAAAACUACAUCAGAUGUCUUGAGGUUCGUGCUGGAGCAGUACAACGCGCUGUCCUGGCUCACCUGUAACCCUGCCACUCAGGACCGCAGCUCCUGCCUUCCUGUCCACUUCGUGGUGCUCACUCAGCUGUACAAUGCCAUCAUGAACAUACUGUAAUAGAUAGCAAAGCACUUGUUCUUCUUCUGGCUUCUUCUCCCCUCGACCUGAGAAACGUGCCACAACCUGCAAAGAUCACGGUUUUGCUUCUCUUCAGACCAGUCCUGUGCUGUGCUUCUGUUCCUCCAAAAGCACAUGUGAAUUCUGCAGUGUUCAAAACUAAACUACCCAUUGACAUCUCUGGCAGCUUCAGUCCAAAAUCUGGGAACAUCCAAGAACAGUGAACACAGAGUAACCUCAAGCCAGUGUUAGUUUGGUGGCCCAGUAACUACUGGUCAGUGUGAUUAUUUUUUUUACUAUUUUAUUUUUUUAAGGAAGACUACAGGAUCUUUUUGCAUUAGGAACUCUGAUAAACAACCAAGGGCGGGCUCAGUCCUGCCAGUAAAACCACCUUGUAGUGACCAGUUUGGGUGUUUUGUCGUUUGGUCGUCGUUAAACUGGGACUUUGCAGGAGUUGAAAAACCACAAAAACAAACCCACACAGUUGUAGUCUCGUAUAAAUAUUGGAGUUUUCUGUCUACCUGGAGUUCCUGUCAGAGUGGAUUGGGAUGAAUGCAUGCAUUUGUUACCUGUCCAUGUAGAUAUGAAUGGUCU
Molecule: messenger RNA, 7176 nt
Organism: Acanthisitta chloris (rifleman)
Lineage: Eukaryota; Metazoa; Chordata; Aves; Passeriformes; Acanthisittidae
Gene: MED13L
Product: mediator complex subunit 13-like
Exons: 30
Biological process (GO): regulation of transcription by RNA polymerase II
Cellular component (GO): mediator complex
Molecular function (GO): transcription coregulator activity
Source: RefSeq, a predicted model, not a curated record